Molecule: messenger RNA, 964 nt
Organism: Fukomys damarensis (Damara mole-rat)
Lineage: Eukaryota; Metazoa; Chordata; Mammalia; Rodentia; Bathyergidae
Product: olfactory receptor 7E24
Exons: 3
Coding region: 74-964 (296 amino acids)
Biological process (GO): G protein-coupled receptor signaling pathway
Cellular component (GO): membrane
Molecular function (GO): G protein-coupled receptor activity; olfactory receptor activity
Source: RefSeq, a predicted model, not a curated record
UGCCCGCAGUGCAGAUCAGUGUCCAGACAAUAUAGAUGCUAAGAAUCUAACAACUGUAUUAGAAUUCCAUCUCAUGAAACUCUCAGAGGAUCCAGACUUGCACCCCAUCCUCUUUGGACUGUUCCUGUCCAUGUACCUGGUCACAGUUCUUGGGAACCUGCUCAUCAUCCUGGCAGUCAUCAGCUCUGACUCCCACCUCCACACCCCCAUGUACUUCUUCCUUUCCAAUCUGUCAUUUGUGGACAUCUGUUUCACCUCCACCACAGUCCCAAAGAUGAUUGUGGACAUCCUAACUCAGUGCAAUGUCAUCUCUUAUGUGGGCUGUUUAACACAGAUGUCUCUGCUUAUUGUUUUUGGAUGUAUGGAUGACUUGCUUCUGACUGUGAUGGCUUAUGAUAGGUUUGUGGCCAUCUGUCACCCCUUGCAUUACCCAGUCAUUAUGAGUCCUCAACUCUGUAUCUUCCUAGUUUUUGCAUGUGUUUUGCUAAGCCUUUUGGACUUACAGUUGCACACUUUGAUUGUCUUAAAGUUCACUUACUUCAAGGAUGUUUCAGUUUCCAACUUCUGCUGUGAGCCUGCGCAAAUCCUUAAUUUAGACUGUACUGAAAACUUAAACAAAAACAUAAUUAUAUAUGUUGUUGGCACCAUGUUUGGAUUUUUUCCCAUCUUGGUAAUACUACUCUCUUAUUAUAAAAUCAUUUCCACCAUUCUGAGAGUUCCAUCAUCAGGAGGGAAGUAUAAAGCCUUCUCCACCUGUGGAUCUCACCUAUCAGUUGUUUGCUUAUUUUAUGGCACAAGCGUUGGGAUGUACCUUGGAUCAGCCAUAGUGCAUUCUCCUCAAAAGAUUUUGGCUUCCUCAGUGAUGUACACAGUUGUGACGCCUACGCUGAAUCCUUUUAUCUACAGCCUGAGGAACAGGGAUAUUAAAGACGCCCUGAGGAAGCUUCAUAGAAGGAAAGUCUAA